AUGAAGGGCAAGGUGUAUGUGAGCGUCUUGUCCCAGCUGCGUGCCAAGCUCACCGAUCGCAUAGACUCCCUGCCCAUCGACGGCUUGGAGCGGUUGCUCGAGACCACCUUCCCCUACAUCGGCCUCGAGGAGCUGCGGGACAUUCCCCUGGCCAUCCUGAAGCGGCACCCCAACAUCCCGGCCACGUACCUGCGCAGGAUCGGGGCCAAGCCCGAGAUCUACGCCAUCUGCCCCAUCCAGGUCCAGCGACAGAUCUGGCAGAUCGACGAGGAGCUGUUCAAGGGGCGGGUCUUCCCGCUGCUCAACCAGUACAUCAACACCGAGCUCGAUGCGCCCAUCAACGAAAUGCUCAUCUCCACCGAGGACCUGGUCGCACCCCGACGAAGGCGGGAGCACAACUACAUCCUGCAGCAGCUCGUGCAGAUCGUCGGCAAGUCGGUCGGGCUCUACAACAAAGUAAAGCAGCAGCCCGAGGCGGGGAGCACUGCCGCUGAGCACUUGGCAUUGUCACGAAUCCCCCCUGACUCGUAUGUGUUGAACCUCGUCGUCGCGAUGCUCCAUUUCUUCCGCACGCUGUUCGUAACCAAUCGGGACCUCCACUUCUGUAGCCUGCGCUCCGAACUGCUGAUGGCCCUCCACGAUCGAGGCGUCACAGAUAUCUACGAUAUCGACCCGUGCCACAAGUUCGCGUGGUGCAUGGACGCGUGCGUGCGCGACCACAUCGUCGAGGAGCGGCGCAUCAAGGAGAUGCAGACCUACUUCGACGCCAUCCCCGCGGGCGACCCCGUGCUGGGCGAUCUGGCGAUGAUCAUCAACGACCCCAACUGUACCAACACGCUCCUCACCAACAUCUUCAACCUCCUCAACGAGAUCGUGGACCAAGAGAAACUGCCAUCGGAGAACGCCAACCUCAAGUACAUAGCCCAACUCCUCUCGCUGGGUCUUCUCGCACGCGACAUCAUCGAACACCAGAACUUUGAGAUUCCCGAGGCGGACACGGAGGUGCUGCACACGUUCUUUCCGAUCAUGGCGCGCAAGAUGCUGGAGGACAUGGUGGCCGAGGAGGACGAGCCCGCCUCCGAGCUCGACCCCGACUUCGAGGCCAUCUUUAAGUCCAACGCCCUCGCACGCAAGGUCGCGCUCUACUACGUCCUGACGCGCGUGCAGGCCAAGGACGCGGAUUCGGUGAAGCAGGUGCUGGACAAGAUCGACCGGGCCAUACUCGCCGACGAGCCCUGCUUCGUGCAAUCGCUCGUCACACAGCUCCUCGCCACCAACGAAAUCAUCAACUAUCUCCAGCAAGCCACCUCCGACGUGCGCGACCGGGACAAGGUCCGACCCGUCUACGAAGUGCUGCUGGACAGGGUCGCGGAUCGGGUGCACGAGCAAAACGCGCCGUUCCUGUUCGAGUACCUGGGCAUCAAGCUGGAGGCCCACCCGACAGACGGCGGCUACAUCGACGAAGACCAUCACUACCCGCCCCACGACGAUUACCACCACCACCAGCAGCAGCAGCAGCGAGAGGAGCACGAGCCUGAGGCCGAGCCCGAGAUGAGGGACGCACGGGAGGAGGCGAGUGGCGGCGAGGCGGCUGCGGAGGAGCGAGACAUGUUGGCCGAGGCGCAGGACGCGACCACCUCAGUGGAGGAGGAGACGAAGGAGGCCAUGCCACCACCGGCCGCCGCCGCCCCAUCACCCGAAGGCCCGACUCAAACCCGGGAGGAGGAGGAAGAAGGCGAGCAGGAGAGCGGCCACCACCGAGGCAAGAUGGACGUAGAGACCUCGGCGGCACCCGACGACACCGUGGCGUGA
Molecule: messenger RNA, 1812 nt
Organism: Acanthamoeba castellanii str. Neff
Lineage: Eukaryota; Discosea; Longamoebia; Acanthamoebidae
Product: Cofactor of BRCA1 (COBRA1)
Exons: 10
Coding region: 1-1812 (603 amino acids)
Biological process (GO): negative regulation of DNA-templated transcription
Cellular component (GO): nucleus
Source: RefSeq, a predicted model, not a curated record